This is a messenger RNA of Pieris rapae (cabbage white), 6672 nucleotides long. It is a transcript of the gene sno, whose product is annotated as protein strawberry notch. NCBI's taxonomy places the organism in Eukaryota, Metazoa, Arthropoda, Insecta, Lepidoptera, Pieridae. Gene Ontology annotation, cellular component: nucleus. Gene Ontology annotation, biological process: regulation of DNA-templated transcription. The transcript has 28 exons. Gene Ontology annotation, molecular function: histone binding; chromatin DNA binding. The record is from RefSeq and is a predicted model, not a curated record. The coding region runs from base 168 to 4148 and encodes 1326 amino acids.
AGCAUUGACCGCUGUCGGGUCGUCUUAUUUUUUAAAACGUGCGAUUUAGUGGCUUUUCGUGUUUUAUUUUGUGAAAGUGAUUUAUUUCAUAUUUUCCAUAUAGUUAAAACCACGAACGGUUAAAAAGGCAGCCUUGAGGGCUCACUAAAAUUAAUUAAAAAAGAAAAAUGUCAAAACGAGCAUUUGAUAAUCCACCAUCAGAUGACUCCGACUUUGAUGAUGAUGAGGAUCCUGACAACUUGGAAGUACCAGGAGGUGGAAAAACUUUGGCUGCUGCAGCACGCUUUGGAGACAAGAAGCCAACACCACCAGUCAUCAUCAGGCCUACGACUAAUCCCCUUGCUGCUCCAUCUGGAUUGGCUUUUGGCCAGGCGUCAAAUGUGAAACCCAUAAGGAUACCUGCUAACUCCCUCACUAAACCCAUAAAUCUGGGACUUGGAAGAGGAGCUGCGGGGAUGCCCGGCACGUCCAACUUCAAUGCGGCCUCGUUGCUCGCACAGAUGGAAAUGGCGGGAAUGCAAGGCAUGAAUGCUUAUCUUCUACAAAACUUGAAUCAGAUAUUAACAUCUGGAAUGGGCGCUCCAUUGGCAAAUAUGUUGGGACUGGGAUCUCCUUGGUUAAAUAAGCCUGCAUGGCCAAUGGAUAAGGGACCUGGAGGAGACGAAGAAGAAGUUGACGAUGAAGAGAUGGGCGUUGCUGAGACUUACGCCGACUAUAUGCCAACUAAAUUGAAACUUGGCCGGAAGCAUCCGGAUCCAGUGGUCGAAACAGCGUCUCUAUCAUCCGUUGAGCCGGUAGACGUAACUUAUAAGCCGCAGCUUCCCGAUGAGACGAUCCGUGGCGGUCUGUUAUCCGCUUUGCAACUUGAAGCGGUUGUGUAUGCGUCGCAGGCACAGGAGCAUAUGCUUCCAGACGGCACGCGUGCUGGUUUUCUUAUCGGUGAUGGUGCUGGUGUUGGAAAGGGUCGUACAAUAGCCGGGAUCAUAUUUGAAAACUUCCUCCGUGGAAGGAAACGAGCCAUUUGGGUAUCUGUGUCUAACGACCUCAAGUACGAUGCAGAAAGGGACCUUAGAGAUAUUGGUGCUUCUUACAUUGAAGUGCACUCACUUAGUAAGUUCAAAUACGCUAAAAUAUCGUCCGCCAUAAACGGCAACGUGAAAAAGGGCGUAAUAUUUUGUACGUACUCGGCGCUUAUUGGAGAGACCCACGCAAACACCAAAUACCGUACUAGGCUAAAGCAGCUGUUGCAGUGGUGUGGGGAAGAUUUUGACGGACUUAUUGUGUUCGACGAAUGUCACAAGGCAAAGAAUCUCUGUCCCGUUGGGUCGGGUAAAGCGACAAAGACAGGUUUAACGGCGUUAGAGCUCCAGAAUAAAUUGCCCAAAGCCCGAGUGGUUUAUGCUUCAGCCACCGGUGCCUCAGAGCCGAGGAACAUGGCAUAUAUGGUCCGACUUGGCAUUUGGGGGGAGGGGACUCCAUUCCCUACCUUUAUGGACUUUAUCAAUGCUGUUGAGAAACGCGGGGUGGGAGCUAUGGAGAUAGUGGCUAUGGACAUGAAAAUGAGGGGAAUGUAUAUCGCAAGACAGCUGUCUUUUCACGGGGUGUCGUUUAAGAUUGAGGAGGUACCGCUUUGCGAGUCUUUCAAGGAUACAUAUGAUAAGGCUGUGGCGUUGUGGGUGGAAGCAAUGCAACGUUUUACGGAGGCAGCAGAGCUGAUCGACGCCGAAGCCCGGAUGAAGAAAACCAUGUGGGGACAGUUCUGGUCGGCGCAUCAGAGAUUCUUCAAGUACCUGUGUAUUGCUUCUAAGGUCAACCAUGCUGUGAUAACUGCCCGAGAAGCUGUCAAAUGCGGCAAAUGUGUGGUUAUCGGUCUACAGUCAACUGGUGAAGCGCGAACGUUGGAGCAACUCGAACGAGACGAUGGCGAACUUAGCGAUUUCGUGUCAACUGCCAAAGGAGUGUUCCAAACAUUGGUUGAGAAACAUUUCCCGGCGCCGGAUCGAGAGCGAAUCAACAGGUUGCUGGGUUUGGAGCCAAAGAAAGCUCCGCUUAUCACACUACCAGCGGUCACCAAUGGGAAGAAUGGUGUCGAUGAUGAUGCCAACACCUCCAAGAGAAAACUGACGUCACGACAACAAGCUAACAUGGCGGCCAAGCGUGCUCGUGGCGGCUCAUCCAGCGAUGAAUUCUUCCGUGGCUCAGAAGACGAACUGGAGCUGGAACCAGAUUCGGAUGAAGAGAGACGCGUGUCAGACUCGGAUUUGAGUGACACGAAUCCAUUCCAGUUUAGUGGUAGCGACAUUGACGAUGAACCCUGGGUAAAUCGCAAAAAGAAACAAACGAAAAAGAAAAAAGUAGCAGCGAAGAAGAAAAACACGACACAAGACAAGAUUGAAACGAUGUUUGAGAAGAAAAAUACAACGCCUACAGUCACGGUCAAAACGAAUAGUGGGCAGAGUCUUACUGGCACCCCCGUUGGCACCAACGGAUUAUAUCUAGGUCCUUCACGCAAAGUGGCGCCGCCACGUUCAGCAAUAGAGCGCGCUUGCAGUAUGAAAGAGGAAUUAUUAGCCAACAUCGAAAGGCUUGGACGACGACUACCUCCCAAUACGCUCGAUCAAUUAGUCGACGAAUUGGGCGGCACCGAUAAUGUUGCCGAGAUGACGGGUCGAAAAGGACGAGUGGUACAAACCGAGGAUGGCCAAAUAGUAUACGAGAGUCGGGCGGAGGCUGAUAUACCUCUAGAAACUUUAAAUCUUGCUGAGAAAAAACGGUUUAUGGACGGAGAAAAGGAUGUGGCCAUUAUUUCUGAAGCUGCUUCUAGCGGUAUCUCGUUGCAGAGCGAUAGGAGGGCGAGAAAUCAAAGGAGAAGAGUACAUAUAACGCUAGAAUUACCAUGGUCAGCGGACAGAGCGAUACAACAGUUUGGUCGAACACAUCGAUCGAACCAAGUGAAUGCGCCAGAGUAUAUAUUUCUGAUAUCCGAUUUGGCCGGUGAGCGCCGAUUCGCAUCAACUGUUGCUAAGCGACUGGAGUCACUCGGUGCGUUGACGCAUGGCGAUCGACGAGCCACGGAAACUAGAGAUCUGAGCCAAUUUAACAUCGACAAUAAAUAUGGUCGAACGGCCCUAGAAGCAGUGAUGAAGGCCAUAAUGAAGUACGAAACUCCACUGGUGGCGCCGCCUACCGACUACCGCGGGGACUUCUUUCAGGAUCUCGCCUCAGCGCUCGUCGGGGUCGGCCUCAUUGUUAACAGUGAACACCAGCCUGGGAUGCUGGCCUUGGAUAAGGACUACAACAACAUGUCGAAGUUCCUCAAUAGGAUACUGGGAAUGCCGGUCGAAUUGCAGAAUCGACUCUUCAAGUACUUUACGGACACACUCGCCGCUGUCAUGGAGCAAGCAAAACGCAGCGGUCGUUUCGACAUGGGUAUUUUGGAUCUCGGAAGUGCGAGCGAGUGCGUACGUCGCGUACGUUGCGUUACGUUCCUUAGGAGGCACGCCACCGGUACUGCGCCCGUUGAGCUACAUACUGUUCUGUGCGAGCGUGGUAUGGACUGGUUCGAUGCGAUGGAAAAGCACGAAGAAUGUAUGGGAGCAGAGGGAUUCUAUCUAUCGCUCCAGGCAAGAAAUGGAAAAUACACAGCUGUAUUAUGCAUUGCUGCUAACUCUAGCAGAGAUAGAAACCUCCCAGAGAAAGACAAAACUUACCAGCUUUACAGGCCAAACACAGGUCUACAAAUAAGAGUGGAGACUUUAGGUGAAAUACAAAAGAAGUACAAAAAAGUGAGUGCUGAAGAAGCCGAAGCUGCGUGGAAGGCACAACAUAGUGCAUCGCUAAGGGUUUGCUCGCACGCUUAUUGGAAGGCCGUCUGCAGAAACGCGGCCGACUGCGAGGUGGGUCUGCGCGUGCGCACAUACCACGUACUAGCAGGAUCGGUGCUGGCCGUGUGGGCAAGGGUCGAGGCGGCGCUGGCCGCACGCAGCCACCACCACAAGAUGCAGGUCGUCAGACUUAAGACUGACGACGGUCUCAAGAUUGUUGGUACAUUAAUCCCAAAGAACUGUGUGGAGCACUUGAAGGAGACACUCACUUCAGACGCAGUCUCUGUCAAAGAGCAUAAGUUCGACACGGCAGAUAUGAAGUGAGCACACUUAUAGGUAAUAGACCCAUACAGUUCCUUUUCUACGGUUCGGGACCACGCGGUUUCUGCCACAAACUACAAUAUGAGAGUUGUCUGUGGUGAUUGGUCAGGCGUAAGCUUCGUCUAAUAUUAGAUGUAGAUUAUAUGCUCGCCAGUGAACUGAUAUAACUAUGGUAAUUAAUGGUCGAGCGUAGACUAUCUGUGGUUUCAAAUAGUAUACAUUUUUACAAGGUUUUUUUUGGCAAUUGAAUUCUAAUAUGAAAAAAUGAAUCUUAUUUUUUCAAAUACGUACCAAAAAACUAGUAUGACUUUGCAAUUAGAUUUAGAUCUAUGAAUGUAUAUGCAUAGAUAAACAUCUAUAAAAUGUUUAAUUUCACAUAAAUGUGAAAUUAUGCAAUCAUCUAUAGAGCUUUUAGAGAAAUAAGUAGGCUGAUUUAUUAUGUAAUUGUUUAGAUUUAUUUUGUGUAUUGGACCUUUAUUGGACGCCUAUGCUCGACCAAAUACACUCAUGAAUUAAACAAUAUUAGUGAGUAGACGUAUACUUUUUGUAAAAUACUAGGGUUCAUAUGAACAUCUAUGUAACACAGCUAAGAAGGCUGAAACUGAUUUUUAUUGUUUCUUUGUUAUUUUAAAAUUUUCCACCUUGACUUUUGCUAUAUGGCAUAUGUACUACGUCUUGUGUAAUAAAACUUGACGUAAUAGUCAUAUAACGUAAUAGUAAAUAUGCGUCAAAUUAAUACAAAAACUUUAUCUGACCGCAUUAUCUUAGAACGCGGCCACACGAUGCGGUAACGGUGCGGUGCGGCACUGCACCGCAAUUAGCUAUAGGGUGCCACACCGCAAAGCCCGUGUGUAUAUAAAUAUAUUUUACCCCUCCCCGCCUCGUCUCGCAGGACUCAAGUCCGGUGCGACGCGCCUCGUGUGGCGUAAUUUGUAUGUAGGAUUACGUUGCGGCACCGCUCGGCCGCCGUAACGCACCGUUACCGCAUCGUGUGGCCGCGCUUUUAAAUACCUAUUAUUUGCAAUAUGAGGCAAGCACAUUUCUGCUUUUGAUUAAUUGAUGCAUACAUUUUUAUCUACCGACCAGAAAAGUGAUUCCGCCGAGAACCAGUGAAUAAAUUACUUUGCUAAAUAACCCAGGAUAUCUUUAAUAAAUAUGCUAACUACAAAUGUAGUCGUUGUUCAUUACAUUAAGAGCGACUAUUUGUUUGCCUUAUAUAAUGCUACACCGUUGAUUUAUGUAACGAAAAUGCGCACUCGAUUUUACGCUGCCACGUAAACAUACUAUUUCCCGGAUAUUUUACAAAUCACAUUAUGUUUUACAGUAUUUUAUUCAUACGUCCGCUAUUGAUAUCCAAUAUAUAUUUUUUUCUUUGUACAUCAAUUUUUUUCUGUAAAAGUUUAAAUAAUAUUAUUUGUAACCAUACACAUGAAAUUGGCAAUUGUUACAAACACAUAUAAAUGAUAUUUUAGUCAGAUUUAAAUUUCGUUGGCAAUUAAUAACUAUUUAACUUAAUUAGAUAAAAACUAUUUAAUUCAUAUGAUGCAAAAUGUUUUUAUUAUAUUUUAAGAUGACAUAAUUUUAAUGGAUUUAAAAGUGUAUGAAAGUAUAUGCAACUAAUUUUUUACCAACAAUUUUCAUACAAAAAACUUGCCAUAAUGUCAAACUCUUAUUUAUGGACUACAGUAGGUCACACUGAGACUUGAAAGUAUUCUUCAUUACUGCAUAUGUUAAUUACAGCUGAUUUAAUGAUGAUUUUGCAUCAGUAUCAUACUUUUCUAAAUGAUCUGGACCUAUCUGUAGAAUAUAAAUAGUACGAAUUUAGUAUUGAGAAUCAUCUCGAAUAUAACUUAAUUACCUGACUCAAACCAGCACAGCGGAUAUACCAUGGCAAUUGUUCAACAACAUCAGUUAAAUAAUUUAUGGCGACAAGAUAUUAUAGUUCAUAUUAUUAGUACAUCGGUAGUAUAUCAAGACAGUUCCUUGGGCAUGACAGAUUUGCUCAGUUAGAUUUACUGUAAAACCAAUUGCUAAUAUAUACUUCUGUAUACGUACAACAUAAAGAACUUGUAGGUCGCAAUUCUACAUAAGAUAUGUUCUUGCUGUUCAUAUGCCUAAGAUUACAAACGGUUAGUAAGACGUGAUGUUAACUGUGUGAUUUGUUAAUAACUACCUAUUUAUGUUCUAUAACUAAAUCUAGGUACAUAGGCUUUAUAGAGCUUUAUUUGUACAAAGUUUGAUUUAUUUAAAUAAAACAAUAGUUUAGGAUAUUAGUAUUGCAAAUUCCUUUUUAUUGAUUUAUAUUAAGAACAUGUAUGUGCAAUUGUUAUGUUUAUUGCUGUGUCCAAAUAUGGAUAGAAAAUUAAGCAAAUAGACUGUUACAUUAUUGUAUUCGCUAAACAUUAACUAUAAAGUGAUCUCUGGUUUUAUUGUAAAGCACUCACUUUGAAAUAUGUGUCAGUAACUUUCACAACUAUGUCGUGUUUGUCUACAUGUUGAUAAAGACAAAUAAAUGUAUAUAAUUAUA